Molecule: messenger RNA, 1845 nt
Organism: Sclerotinia sclerotiorum 1980 UF-70
Lineage: Eukaryota; Fungi; Ascomycota; Leotiomycetes; Helotiales; Sclerotiniaceae
Exons: 1
Coding region: 1-1845 (614 amino acids)
Molecular function (GO): protein binding
Source: RefSeq, a predicted model, not a curated record
AUGCCACCACCUGAAGUUAUUCAAAAAAUCAAUCACGUCCAGGAAGAAAAAGAAAAAGAAGCUAUCGCGAAACGAUUAGGUGAUGAUCCGAAUUUAAGUGAAGAUGAAAGGUGGAAAGCUGCGGAACUUAUACAGAGGAAUUAUAGAGGACAUAGGGAAAGGAGAAUUCUGGCAGGAAAGAGGUUGGACGUAGGAACUCGAUGGGUUGAAGCGGUUAAGGAGGCUAGGUAUAGGAAUUUAACAACUCCAAGAGCGAGGGAAAGUGGGGAGAAGGAAAGAGGAAGUCGAAGUUUGGAUGGGGAGGGUGAUUCGUCUAUGAAUAUAGAAGGAGUAGGAAGUCCAACUUCAACAACAACAACAACAAAUCGAACAUCUCACGCACGAGAAAAUUGGAGGAAAAUCGGUAUGAUAGCUCGAAGGGCAGGUGGAGAUGAAGAAUCUGAUGAGGGAUCUGAGUAUGAAUCUGGGGAUUUGAAUGAGGAAGAACUUAUUGCGAGACGAAAACGUCGAGUUGAAGAAAAAGCGGCGAGACAGAAAGCUGCGAAAAUAAUGGAUUUACAAUAUUUUCUUGAAAUGGUCGAUCUUAAACAUAGAUAUGGAUCGAAUCUUCGUACGUAUCAUGAGGAAUGGAAAAAAGCAGAUACUAACGAGAAUUUCUUUUAUUGGUUGGAUUAUGGGGAGGGGAGGUUUAUAGAUUGUCAAGGGUGUCCGAGGGAGAGAUUGGAUAGAGAACAAGUGAGAUAUUUGAGUAAGGAGGAGAGAUUGGAUUAUCUAGUCAAGAUUGAUGGAGAGGGGAGAUUAUGUUGGGCGAAGAAUGGUGAGAGGAUUGAUACGACGACUGAGUGGAGAGACAGCGUUAGAGGAAUUGUGAGGAAUGAUGAUGAGACGCCUGUUUUCACACCAGUGAGUGGAGAAGGGGAUAAUGAAGGAGAAGAAGAGAGUGAAAGUUCCAGUGAUGAAUCUCCUCUUCAUCAUAAUUCACAUACGCGCACACAAUCUCAGUCACAGGCGCAAGAACUCGAAAUCCUACGAGAAGAAUCCCGCGCAUCUAAAUACGCAUCUCCCGAAUACGAUAAUGCACCCGGCAUGAAAAAAGUUUCUCACAUGUCUGCUUCUACCAUUUUUAAUAAACUUCUUCGAGGAUCGGUUAAGAAAAAUACAUGGAUUUUCGUGGCUGAUACUUCGUUUCGUCUUUAUGUGGGAAUUAAACAAAGUGGUGCAUUUCAACAUUCUUCUUUUCUUCACGGAAGUAGAAUUUCUGCGGCGGGAUUAAUCAAAAUUAAAGAUGGUCGAUUAACUAAAUUAUCUCCAUUGAGUGGACAUUACAGACCUCCUGUAUCGAAUUUCAGAGCGUUUGUCAAGAAUCUCAAAACGGAAGGAUGUGAUAUGAGUCGUGUGAGUAUUUCUCGAUCAUAUGCGGUUCUGGUGGGUUUAGAAGCAUAUGUUAAGACGAGGAAGAGGGCGAAAAAGAUUAUGGGGAAGGUGGUGAGGAGGAAGGAUAAGAUGAUGGAUAGGGAGGGGGUGGUUAGGAGAGAGGAGGAAAUGGAAGAUAAGUGUGAGAGUGCGGAGAAGGAGAGGAGGUUUUUGGAGGAGGAACAGAAGAGGAAGGAUGAGAAGAGGUUUUUGGAUAGGGUGGUGGGUGGGAGGUUGAGAGCGUUGAGUUUGGGUGGGAGGGGUGGGGAAGGGGAUGAGGUGGGUGGGGAUGGUGGUUUGAUGGCGCUGAAGGAGAGGAGUAGGAAUGCUUCGGUGGUGGGGGGUGAGCGGGGAGAGAAAGGUUUGUGGGGGAUGAGAAAGGGGAUGGGGAUAGGAAAGGGGAAGGAGGUGGAAUAUGGAGCGCAAAUAUAG